GGGUCUCGCCCCCGCAGGCGGGAAGGGGGAAGCGCCGGGACUCCGGCUCUGGAAUGAGGCUGGCCUCGGCUGCGGCGGCGGGACCCGGGCCGGCCAUGGCGGUGUGGACACGGGCCACCAAAGCGGGGCUGGUGGAGCUGCUGCUGCGAGAGCGCUGGGUGCGGGUAGUGGCCGAACUGAGCGGCGAGAGCUUAAGCCUGACUGGGGAUGCGGCGGCAGAGGCGGACCCCCCGCUCGGGCCGGCGUUGGCCGCCUUCAACGGCCUCCCCAACGGCGGCGGCGGCGGCGGGGACUCCCUGCCCGGCAGCCCAAGCCGCGGCCUGGGCCCGCCCAGCCCGCCCGGGGCUGCUGCAGGCGGCUCUCCGCCCGUGCGGCGCGUGCGGGUCGUGAAGCAGGAGGCGGGCGGCCUGGGCAUCAGCAUCAAGGGCGGCCGCGAGAACCGAAUGCCCAUCCUCAUCUCCAAGAUCUUCCCAGGACUGGCGGCCGACCAGAGCCGGGCUCUGCGUCUGGGCGACGCCAUCCUGUCGGUGAACGGCACCGACCUGCGCCAGGCCACCCACGACCAGGCCGUGCAGGCGCUGAAGCGAGCCGGCAAGGAGGUGCUGCUGGAGGUCAAGUUUAUCCGGGAAGUGACGCCAUAUAUCAAGAAGCCAUCGCUGGUAUCUGAUCUGCCCUGGGAAGGAGUUGCCCCCCAGUCACCAAGCUUUAGUGGCAGUGAGGACUCAGGCUCUCCCAAACACCAACACGGCACCAAGGACAGGAAAGUCAUCCCUCUCAAAAUGUGUUUUGCUACCAGGAACCUGAGUAUGCCUGAUCUGGAGAACAGAUUGAUAGAACUCCAUUCUCCUGAUAGCAGAAAUACUUUGAUCCUACGAUGCAAGGAUACUGCAACUGCCCACUCCUGGUUCAUAGCUAUCCACACCAACAUCAUGGCGCUCCUCCCCCAGGUGUUGGCUGAACUCAAUGCCAUGCUUGGUGCUACCUGUACAGCAGGAGGCAGCAAGGAGGUCAAACACAUUGCCUGGCUGGCAGAACAGGCAAAACUAGAUGGCGGAAGGCAGCAGUGGAGACCAGUCCUCAUGGCUGUGACUGAGAAGGAUUUACUGCUUUAUGACUAUAUGCCAUGGACAAGAGAUGCCUGGGCAUCACCUUGUCAUAGUUAUCCUCUCAUUGCUACCCGGUUGGUACACUCGGGCUCAGGAUGUAGGUCACCAUCCCUUGGAUCUGACCUGACAUUUGCUACAAGAACAGGCUCCCGCCAGGGCAUUGAGAUGCACAUGUUCCGGGUAGAGACCCAUCGGGACCUGUCCAUGUGGACCCGGGUACUUGUCCAAGGUUGUCAUUCUGCUGCCGAAUUGAUCAAGGAGGUCUCACUAGGUUGCCUAAUGAAUGGCCAAGAAGUGAGACUUACGGUGCAUUACGAGAAUGGCUUCACAAUUUCCAGGGACGGAGGAGGCCCCGGCAGUGUGUUGUAUCGAUAUCCCUUUGAAAAGUUAAAAAUGUCUGCUGAUGAUGGUAUCAGAAACCUCUACCUGGAUUUUGGUGGUCCUGAGGGAGAACUGACGCUGGACCUGCACUCGUGCCCCAAGCCCAUCGUUUUCGUCCUGCACACCUUCUUGUCCGCCAAAGUGACGCGCAUGGGCCUGCUGGUGUGAGCCGAGGGCCCGCCGGGAGCAGCCCGAGGAGCCCCCACCUCCGAGGAACAAACUAAGCACAAAAGAAAGCUGCUUCUCGCUCUCUCCUGCAGCAUCAGUGCCUUGACAAGGACCUGCGAUCACUGCUAACCCUCAACCAAGAGCCACCCCCAGGAGCGCCUGCGCUCUCCAGGCCCCGGCCGGGGGCCGCACACGCCGCCGAGCUCUUCUGUCCAUUCUCUCAUCGUCCUCUGUGGGUGUUCAUGUUUCUUUUCCCACAGUGGGGCGGGUCACUGACUUUCCUAACAGGAGAGACGUUUCCCCAGGGCCAGCCCCCCGCCCUGCAAGUGGGGUGUUUGCUCUGCAGCCACGGGGGCGCUCCCACCUUCUCUCAUGGGAAACCUCGAUCGCAGGCCCUGCGGUGCCCCCCUCUCUGCCCUGAUGCUGUUGCUACAUCCCCACCACUGCCAUCGUCACCCAACUUACCAAGUUUUUACCACUUGAAAGUGUUUACUUUACAGCAUAAAACCUGUGAAAUGUCAGUUUAGUUCACCACAUAUUUUUAAGCACCACCUCGCAGAAAGAAUAUUGGAGACCAGGGUAUUACACAAGGGAAUAUCUACUCAUUUUCAUUUUGGGGUUUUUUUCUGAUUCAUUUUUUUGGAAGGAACCAGAGGAUAUUAUGGUAUCAGACUGAUUUUAAAAGAAAAUCUUUACUUCAUACAAAGCCAUUUUUUAUGGCUUACCAAAUGUGCCUUCGGUCAGGAUGGGUGGCGCUUUUAGUCAGAUGUCGUUGAGUAUCACAACUUCCGCUGAAGGAAGGUCCUCCCAGUUUGAAAGGCUGCUUCACUAACCGGAGUUCCUUGGCUGCGUUUUUGGCAGCUGGCCAGCUCCCAGGGGAAGACAGAUUUGGAAGAGUUGCCAUUCGAGCCUGGACUUUGGAGGAACAAGCGGCACAUUUGCACAAAUGCUAUCAGCAGUCACUUGGGGCCAUCGGAUCCCAAUGCAGCCUCUGCAAUGUGUGGCUUAGUUUAUCCGCUGCAAAGUGAUAGGAGAGAAAACGAUUCAUCCUUAGCAAUGUCAGAGCCUGGCAGAGGCCGUGAGAUUCUAGAACCGUCCUUGAGCAUUCUUGAAAUAUUCUUGACAUUCCUCCAAGGAAGUGGAAUGAACAAGGUCGUUAGGUUUGUGGCGUUGUAAAGCCCGCUUUCCCUCUAAUCUUCAUAGGGCUACGUUUAUGAAAAAUGGUUCAGCAACAGAGUGCAGAUAGAGCGGCCAUCCUGAAUCCGAAAGAAGACCAAGUGUUCGCUCCGAUGGACACCCCUGAAAUUUCCCGUCCCUUCAGAAAGGGUGGGUCUGGGGUUAGCCAGCUAGCCGUCCUCUCGUCAGCAAAGCAUCCCCGGAGGGAACAUUUUUGAAAAGGUUGUGAAGACAAAAGGGCUUUCUAUACAGGAACAGCAGUGUCCGGGCACACAAGCAAGGCGCGUCGAGGGGUGGCUUCUUGAGUGAGCACAGACCUGCUGCUCCCCCAGACCACUACCACGCUCCUGUCCAUGAGCUGCCUCUGCUCUUGUCCCGUUUAUGUGCUAGGGGAGGAGGGAGGUGCCCUUGUUCUCGUGUCCCACAUCCAUGAAGUUUCUGAAGGCUAGAUCUAAGUUGCCCUCCCUACUUGAGCUGCAGAGACACAACUAGAAAGGCAAAAUAGUUAUUUAUGGAAUUUUUAAUUUUUGAAAUCUUAUCAUUGGAACCUAUAGGUUAAUUGGUCUUUUAAAUAUUUCUGUCUCGUCAUUCAAUUUGAAUUUUGAUACUAAAGUCUUAGAGGCUGGGAGCAGCCCAUAGGACCCAAGAAAUUUUCUCAAAGAGUGUCUUGGAGCCCAGGUCCUAUCUUAAAGCAGAAUUCCAGCACUUACUGUUGUCAAAUUUAGGAGCUUGGCUCUUUUUAAUGGAGGCUGUCAAAGCUCUGCACAAACAUAACCUCAUUACACUGGACUCCUGUUGUCCAAAGUGAACAAAAGUUUAACUGCAGACUGAAAUGAACUCAACAAAGUCCUUAGAUUCCUGCUUUGCUGUGGAUAUUUUUAUAUAUUUUUGUUUAAAAAAAAAAAGGCUGAGCCAACAAGAACUAUAAUCAUGGGAACGUCUGGAACCACCCUCUUCAUCCUUCCUUCUUCAGAAGAUUUUGUACAGGGUAAAAUGUGAGUGAGAAUAACAAAAACCAUCCCUUUUCAUCGCUAAGAGAUUUCAUUCCCUCCAUUUGGGCUGCACAAAGCGUCAUAGACCGAAGGCUUUUGAUUAGAUUGUUGUUCCUUGAAUGGAAACAGGAAUGGAAUGGAAGGGAAGCCCAUCCACAAGAGAACAGCAACUCUGGGAAGACCCUCAUAGAGUCAUCUAAUCAUGGUGGUCAGGGGACCAGUGGGGUGAUCAUGAGCCCACAAACGAAGUGCUUUCUGAAGGGACUCUCUAGAUAAAUGCAUUUCUAAGUAAGCUCACCAAAUAGGGCAACUUGUUUGAAAAGAAGACAGCCUUGCCUUUCUGGCUCUGCCAACCAGGGCAGGUAGAUUAUGAUUCCCUUUUCAUCUUUGAUUCGGAAAACUAAUGAGAGUCCUCAGUGCUCUCCAUGCCUAGAACUUGGAGCUUAAAGGAAACCAACCACAGGGCAGCCGAUCACUUCUUCUCCACACUCCUAUGCAAUCUAGGGUGGGGGAGAUUUGAGAUUUUCUGUUCCACAUUCCCCCUCCCCCCAUAUGUGAUUGAGUUCAUAAGCCACUGAUUGGUGGUAGGCUCUGCUCUUUUCCCCUAUAAGCCUUUCUCUUUUUCCUCCAUUCCCCUCUGUCCUUUCCCUGGCAUCUUAAAAAGAAAAAAAUUUAAAAGUAGGAACAGCUAUCUUUUUGUAAAAGGAAAACCUUUCCUUACCAGGUCAUAAAAUGGACCUCAACCUGAAGAUUCAUUUAAAAUCUAGCAUUAUCUCGCUAAGUAUUUUUCUUUCAUGUAUGUUUAUGCAGUUAUUUAUUAGAAUAAUUAUAAUUGUAAUUCUUUAUAACUGCCCAGUUGAUCCCAGAAAUCUGAGGUCAAAUGCUGGCUAUGUGCACAUAAACAGAAUAUUACUCGAAAGGCCAUUCAAGUCUUCAAAAGCCAUCUUUGAGCACUUUUUAAACAAGGGAUAUCUUAUUGCUUCAUAUUAUCCGUUCAUGUUAUCUGCACUCUCAAUAACUUUAUAAUCCCAAAAACUUGCUGCCUAGGCAGGAAGUAGAGCUAUGGAAUUCCUUGUUAUAUUUUUGUUUUUAAAAAUUAUACCUUUAAAUAGUAAAUAACUAAAGCUGUUACUGGCUAUUCCUAUCUCUAACUCUUUAAGGUAAAUGUUAGCAAAAUCUUUCCCACUAUUUCAUUUUGCACUUAGCUGCCAACCCAUAAUUUAUCCUCGGUUUUUUUUUUUUUUAAAUUAAAAAUCUUACGUGGAGAAUUAAUACGGUCAUGAUUCUCUCAGAAAAAUAGCUUUCACUCUAAAUGGUUUUCAUUGGCAAGAUGGUGUGACUACAUUUGAGAAAGUCUGAUGGAUUUUUUUUCCCUCAAAAAAAAAAACCAAAACCCUUCAGAUCCUCGGGUAUAAUUUAUAUGCAUGUUAGAUUUGUUUGUUUCCAGAAAUGAGACAGUACCUGUUCAUGUUUUUCUUUGACCUGCAAACUACCUUGUAAGCUGCUAUGCAAACUAUCUUAAAAGCCCUGCCUGCCUGCUUAAAGGGUUAAACCUUCUUUAGGCUCUGGGGAAGACAUGUAGACUUGAGCACUUUCUCUGCUUUUGUUUUGUUUUUUGAUCUUUGCUCCGACACUCAAGCUGAAUUAAGUUAAUAUCUUAAUUUUGGAGGCUAUAAACUAUUGAUUUUAAAUAACAUUUAAACUGAACAGUAUACAUGUCCAGCAUACCCUUUAUGUUGCUGCCAAUACUGAAUGAGAUCACAGUUGAACUGUCGAGUAUUUGAAAGGCCAAAGGUUGCUAUUGAAUCCUAUAUAAUUAAAUGAAAUAUUAAAUGCCAAAACUCUUUGGUUCUGAAGCUGCUUGCAUUGGAGAAAUUCUAAUUUCUAUAAAUGAGGACUUCUUUAGACCUUAGAACUCUGCUAAAACUAUAUUUUAAGUUAAAGUAACCCAUUGCGCCCCUGCAGAUUGAUCUCUGGUAAGACCUCAUAUGCCAUUGGUGAAGUCUGGAGUCUUCUUUGAUAGAUUUAGAUAUUGUCUUUGCCAAUUCUGCCUCCCUUUCCCAUCUCUGCCCACCAAGAGACAGAGGAAGGGUGGGAAUUCGUCAUCGGAUGCCCCCAUCCCAGGCAUCGGCAUCUUUUGCCUGGUAACCUAGAGCUCCGCAUCCGCACCUUUAUUUUCAGGUGUAAAUGUUUCUAGAAACCACCCAGUCAUAAAUCCCCAAAGGCUGGUCUCUUCCCCCGCACUUGGUAAUCCUGCUGCCUCCCAAACAUGCCACAAAUGAUCAGGCCACCACUAUAGCCACUUGAUUGGGUUUGGGUCUUAGACGGGAGCUGUGAGUUCAGGUUGUGCAGGUGCUCCUCUGAAGUCCUCGGCCCCCUACGGCCCCCUCGUGGGGCAAAGCGUCCGCGUUGGAGGGUUCCCCUGAGAUCCCGCCUUGGCCGAGACACACACCAAGCCACAACCAGCUGCUUCCUGAGGCGGGGGGGGGGGGGGGGGGGGGGCCUAAUUAUCUGAAAGUUUGACCUCCCGGCUGUUCCUUUCUCCCCCGAAACCCUUCAGACACUGAACGGGAGCUGCACAGUGUCCCCCCAGCCAUUUCCUUCCCGCCGCCUCCUGUGGCAUGUUCAAAGCUGGUCUUCAGUCAUCCUCGGGGCCCUCCCCUGGAUGCUGUGGCACCCCCUCUGCUGACUCUUCCUAUAUAAAGUCUACAGAAUUUCCCCGGGCCUUUUUUCAAGCAAACUCUGCCCUCUAACCACGUUUCCCCCAUUUUUUACUUUGGAAGCUGAUUUGUUCCCCCCUGAAGUGAAACCCCUUCUACUUCCUAAUGAGUCAUUUAUAUGCUGUAGCUUUUAAGGGAUAUUUUUAGAUGUGACUUUUUUUCAACCCGUAUUGAUUCCUAGUCAGAAGAUGGGGAUGGGCUAGACAACUGCGCUCAAGUGACUCGCCCAGGAUCACACAGCCCUGAAGUGUCCCGGGUCAGAUUUGGGCCCGACGACCUUUGUCUAGGCCUGGCUUUCUAGCCUCCGAGCCACCCCGCUUUAUUUUAGAAUUGGUGGAAUUUCCCUUCAGCCUCUGCUCAUCUCUCCUACACUUCUCAAGUGACUAAACUUGGAGCUUUUUGUUCCCAUUUCCCAGCCGUCCUGCUUUCGGUGUCCUGGUUGCACGUGCCUUCUUACAGAUGUCACCUGGUGCUUGCUGUCUAAAGAACCUAGUUAGCAGUAACGCACCGGACUAAACAACUCGGCUUGUCUACCCACGUGUUGGCUCACACAAGGGGCAGCAUCUAAGUGCCUGCGAUUCCCCAGCCUGCAUCUGGUGCUUUGGGGCUUCACCGGGCUGAAGCGAGACGUCUGGACGAAGCUGGUUCCUGCCCAACUCCAUCCCGCCUUCCCUUCCGCGGCAGGGUUUAAGUUCUUCGCCUCCUUCUUACCAAAGUGUUUUUCCAUUUUUACUCCUUGGGGGAUGCUGGCAGACUGGACAGAAAGGCCUAAAUCAGUUGUGACCAAACCAAGCGAGCUCUUGUUCUGAGUGAAGAACUGUGAUGAUGGAAGAGAUGGGGAGAGGGGAGAGGAGAUCCUUUUGGUCACACAGAGCAGGAUCCGCCUGUCAACUUUUUUCUAAAUGGUGCUUUCACAAAUUUCCAGACUGAUCUCCCUUUCCGCAGCUCCUUGUUAGCACGGUAAAAUGCUGCUUUGGUGACUAUCAGAAUGAAGACGUUGGGAAACUUAGGCGUCUUCCCCCACCCUUUUUUUUUUUUAAGCAAAUACUGGAGACGUUCAUGGUCUCAGAACAUGGAAUGUACUUGAGAGAAGAGAAGAGAUUUUUUAGUUUAUCAAGAAACUUUCAUCCAACCAAAGCCCUCUUCUAUACAAAAUGCCUUAUUGAGUUAAAUAGGUUUUUCCUCUGACCUCACAGCAUAGAUUGUUUCUAAAUGGAUGAGCCUCAGGUGUAUUCAGAAAAAAUAUUCCUGUUCUUGGUAUAGCGGGUGAAGGUCGCGUUGGCCCUUUAACCGCUUGGUUUUCCGGUAUGCUAGAACCAUUCCUGGAAACGUCGCCUCGGUGUCUUGUUCCUUCCGUUGGAGCCGUGGAGGUCCUGGUGUUCUCAUUUGAUGUCAUUGGGAUCUCCACAUUUAGGUGUCUGCAGUCCAUAGCCUGGGAAUCAUGAUAUCCUGUAUACAUCUAUUUUGUUCAUGGGUUUAGCUAUACUUUUCAUUUUAGGAUGUAUUUUCCCUAUUAGAAGGCAGGAGUUUGGAUGAGAAUUUACAAUUGUAUUUUGCAUUGCCACUCAUCGCUGUUGUUUCCUCAUCUUUGUAGCAAAUCUGCCCUUUGGAAAGAGCCAUUUUGGCAUUUCUUGCUGUAAGAAAUGGCACUCGUGUGAUGUUUACAGUCUGCUCAAUGACUACGGCAUGACAGGCAACAGCUACUCCUUUUGGUUCCAUCAAGGACUUUGGGGGAAAUUACGAUCUGUGUGAAAUGGCCUGUUUGGGCUCACACAUCCCGCACAUCCUUGUCUUUCUCUGCCCUUCUCUCCUCUCUCACACAUGGAUAUUAUUCCUGGGGAUCUUUAAAUAUUCAGGCUUAGACGACUGUAAUAAAACUGCUAUGAAGAAUCAAGUCUGUCCUAAAAAUUCCUUAUAAAACUCCGCUCUGUAUUCAAAUAAGACUUCUUUCCUCUUAAGACUCUUCUGGCCAGUCUAGGCUACCAAAACGAAAUAUUCAUGUAAAACAGGGCAGUAUUGUGUUCUUAACAAUCAAUCCCAGGAAAGCUUUAUGUGUACACUAGAAAUACAGAGACAUCGACAACACUUUCCUUGAGUUGCAUAUGAACUAUAGCAUUGUACAUUACAAUGGAAACGUGUGACUUAAGGGCUAUAUAUAUAUAAGUACAUAUAUACCUUUGUAACCUUUAUACUGUAAAUAAAAAAGUUUUGCUUUGA
Monodelphis domestica (gray short-tailed opossum) is the source of this 8760-nucleotide messenger RNA. RefSeq names its product syntrophin beta 2 (gene SNTB2). The record is from RefSeq and is a predicted model, not a curated record. Gene Ontology annotation, cellular component: synapse; intracellular anatomical structure; dystrophin-associated glycoprotein complex. NCBI's taxonomy places the organism in Eukaryota, Metazoa, Chordata, Mammalia, Didelphimorphia, Didelphidae. Gene Ontology annotation, molecular function: structural molecule activity; protein binding.